Molecule: messenger RNA, 2528 nt
Organism: Rana temporaria (common frog)
Lineage: Eukaryota; Metazoa; Chordata; Amphibia; Anura; Ranidae
Gene: DDX43
Product: DEAD-box helicase 43
Exons: 19
Coding region: 101-2338 (745 amino acids)
Molecular function (GO): RNA binding; ATP binding; RNA helicase activity
Source: RefSeq, a predicted model, not a curated record
CAACAAGCUCCUCCCGCCCAGCGCCCAUUGGUCUGCCCGUAGAGCGGGGUUUAGCGCCAAUUGCGUGACGUCGGGAUCUCGAAGCACAUUGCUGCGCGUGAUGUCUGAUUGGGAGGACGAAGACAGUGGGUCCCGCGGGACUCCUACCAAACAAACGUGGGCUCCAUCGUCCCAGCAACGCUAUGACAGCCGCGAUAGCGGGGGGUCGUUUCGGUCUGGAGAAAGGGGGCCGGGGGCCCGGAGCUGGCAGGGCCAUGAGGGUGAAGGUAGAGACCAAGGUCGUAGGGGUGAAGGUGGCGCUAGAGGGCGCCGCUGGGAGAGCGCAUCGGAAAGAGGCCCGGGGUGCCUGGAAUUCCGGAGGAGAGACCCGGGGGCAGGCCCCAGAGGGGAACCCUUGUGUUUUCGUCUGGACAGCUCAGUGAUUGGUCAAGUAAUCGGUCGUGGAGGAUCUAAAAUAAAAGAAUUAGAAGAAGCAUCAGGUUCAAGAAUAAAGAUUAUAAAAGAAGAUUAUGACACUGAGGUAAAGAUAUUUGGAAGCAGUGAGCAACAAGAUAAAGCCAAAGAAUUGAUAAACGUGAUUGUAGAGAAAUGUGAUAGAGGAGAAAAAGGAUUUGGCUACAGGGAUGGUUGUCCUUCCAGUUCUUCUGGGCCAACACUUGAAGACAGGCCUACAAUAAAUUGGGGUAUGCUUCGAGAAAAUAAAGCCAAAUAUGAAGCAAUGAAGUGGGCUGAUAUGCCUCCAAUUGAAAAGGCUUUCUAUCAAGAAUCUCCAAGUGUAGCCUCAAUGUCUGAAGAAGAGGUGGCAACAUGGAGGAAGGAAAAUAAUAACAUUAUUUGUAAAGACUUGAAAGAUGGUGGAAAAAGACAAUUUCCAAACCCCAUCCGCACUUUUCAAGAAGCAUUUCUUCCUUUCCCAGAAGUUAUGACUGCAAUAAAAAAUGCUGGGUUUGAACGACCUUCCCCGAUUCAGUCACAGGCAUGGCCAAUAAUUCUUCAAGGAUUAGAUCUCAUUGGGAUUGCACAAACUGGCACUGGAAAAACUCUAGCCUACUUACUACCUGGGUUCAUUCACUUAGAUCUUCAACCAGUGUAUAAGAUAUACCAGGAUGUUUGGAAAUCAAAAUACGAACCAGUCAGCAAAACCAUCAGUCACUUCUGGUUCAUGUGUUUAUAUAUUCUGGAAUUUUCUGGUGCAGACAUGGCAUCUGAUUUACAGUAUGGAGCAGCAGGAAGACCCAGAAAUAAACGUGAGGGACCUGGUAUGCUGGUUCUGGCACCAACUCGAGAAUUAGCUCUUCAAGUUAAGGCAGAGUGUUCCAAGUAUAAAUACAAAGGAUUUGAAAGCAUUUGCAUUUAUGGCGGUGGGGACCGUAAAGGCCAAAUAAAUGUUGUUGCAAAGGGAGUGGAUAUAAUCAUUGCUACUCCUGGAAGACUGAAUGAUCUACAAAUGAACAACUAUGUUACUUUAAAAAGUAUAACUUAUUUGGUUUUGGAUGAAGCUGACAGGAUGCUAGAUAUGGGGUUUGAACCCCAGAUCAUGAAGAUACUGAUUGACAUUCGACCCGACAGACAAACUGUAAUGACAAGUCGAGCACUCCAGGACCCAGCAGAGCAUGGCUCAAAGCAUCUCACUGCCUCCUCCCAUAGUGCAUCAUGGUGCCAUCCCUUUCCCAGUGCCACUUGGCCAGAUGGUGUUCGCCGUUUAGCCCGAACUUACUUGAAAGAUCCAUUGAUGGUUUACGUUGGAACUCUUGAUUUGGCUGCUGUUAAUACAGUAGAUCAGAGAGUUCUGGUGAUUCCAGAAGAAGAGAAAAGAGCUUUUACUCUCCAUUUAAUUGAUUCACUAAAACCUGAAGACAAAAUAUUAAUAUUUGUUGGGAAAAAAUUGGUUGCUGAUGAUUUGGCAAGUGACUUUAGUCUUCAGGGAAUCCCUGUUCAGUCAUUACAUGGCAAUAGAGAGCAAUGUGAUCGAGAACAGGCCCUGGAUGACUUCAAAAAGGGUGCAGUGAGAAUUUUAGUAGCUACUGAUUUAGCUUCUCGUGGGCUAGAUGUACAGGACAUUACUCAUGUUUUAAACUUCGAUUUUCCUCGUAACAUUGAAGAAUAUGUGCACAGAGUUGGUCGUACCGGGAGAGCUGGACGCUCAGGUGAAUCAAUUACUUUGGUAACAAGAAAAGAUUGGAGAGUUGCAGGAGAACUGAUUAGCAUAUUGGAACGUGCAAACCAAGAAGUUCCAGAAGAGCUGCUUGAAAUGGCAGAGAGGUAUGAACAAUUUAAGAAGAAGAAAGAAAGUGAGAGAGACCUGGUCCCCCGUAAAGGACGAUGGCGAGACGGCUAAUCUAGCCCAUUGAGACUCAUUCUUUGAAGGUGAACCAUUUUCGAUGAAUAAAGAACUUUAUCCAGAAUGACAACCUCAUUAACAAUGUUACUUUUCCAGUUUUGAAAAUUGUACCAAACAUUUCAGUAUUCUUCAUAUACCACUGUUGCAUAAGAAUGUGCCGUCAAUAAAGUUUUACAGUUACAUGGUA